AUGUUCAGCUCUCCAGUAUUCGGCUCAGAGGUUCAGCCCUCAAGUCCACGGCUCAAGAGGUCUGCUCUCCAAGACCUCAGCUCGGAUGCUCUGUCCUGGUCGCUGACCUUCGGCUCCAGAGUUCCUCCUGGUUGUGGAAACAGCAGUUUGAGUGGAGACAUGUACAACGCCGGCUACCAUGCGAUCACCAACGUAGACUACUCCUCGGUUUGCAUCAGUGUCAUGAGUGCCAAGUACAGCAGUAGUCCUGGGAUGACUUGGCACCAGAUGGACGUUCGCCAGCUCGCCUUCUCCGAUGCAUCCUUUGAUGUUAUCCUUGAGAAGGCCACGCUGGAUGCCAUCAUGGUUGAGGAGAAAUCGCCGUGGGAGGUCUCUCCAGAAACUUCCACUUUCAUUCAUCAAGCUCUGACGGAGAUAAGUCGCUGCUUGAAGCCCGGAGGCCGCUUCAUCUCCGUUACAUUCGCCCAGCCCUUCUUCAGGAAACGCCUCUAUGCCCGCUCCGAGUACAACUGGUCAGUCAGACACGACAGCUACGGAGAGGGCUUUGAAUAUUUUGUGUAUGUAAUGACCAAAGGAGAGCAGCUCAGCCCAGAAGAUGCAGCUCAGGAAAAGAAGCUCCUGGAGGAAGCCAAAUCCCAACCUGCCAGCAUUCCCACCUCACAAGAUGAAGACAGUAAUGAUUUCCUGUGCAACAUUAACUUAUGAUGUCGCUGGAAUGUGGAUAAUAACCUCAGGAAUAUAUUUAUAUCUUAACAUUCAGAAGUAGAAGUUUUAGCCAAAUGACAGCUGUAUCAUUUAAAGCCUUAAAAAUUAUAGAAACAUAAUUUUUGGCAAGCAUUUUUAGUAUUGUAAUGUUUUAGCUUUUUUGAACUUUUAUACACACUAUUGCUAUUUAAAAACGUUGUAAAAUGUAUUCGAUAUUUUUAGGAAUAUGUUUUAACAAAUUAAAUUGCAAAUCUGACCAACAAUAAACCCACUGGAUGCCUUAACCUGGUUUUUGGGUUAGAGUUAGUAAAAACUGGAUGAACCAAAAUCGACAGAACGUCUUUUGGAGGAAUUAUGGUUCUCUUCCUGAUGCAAAUAUUUCAGCGUUGUUCCACAGAUUUCAAAACUAAAACAACCAUGUUGGAGCGACGCAUGAGACAAGGUAUCAUAAAAUUGCUAAUGUUGUAUUGGAAUUGUAUACUAUCAACAAUUUGUUAGCUGUUCUGAUUUAUUUUGUUCUUCUGUUCUUUGACAUAAUUUACACAUUAUUGCCAGAUUUGUUAUCAGCCAAAUUCAUAUUUGUGAAGCAAAAGGAAAAUGAUGCAUUGUUUUUUUUUUAUUUUUUUUUUUUAAUACGACCAGAAAAGUGUGCUAAACAUUUGUAUUCAUUCCAUUUGCUCUGAUAACCCAAAAUAAAAAUCCUGUGCAGCCAAUGGUGCCCUGGUUAGAUCAGACCAAAAUUCUACUUUAUGGGCUGUAUGCACAACUAUGUGCAGCAGAAAACUAACGGCCAAAACGCACCGGACCCGAUUUGGCAUGUGAUGCGGCAAAAAAAGAAAAAAAAAAGGAAAAAAAAGAUGUAUAAUGUCUGUAGCAAUUACAAUAUGUUGAAGUGAAUGUCUGACUGUCAAAGAUGGACUGGGGUCUGAUAUGUUGAUAUGCUGUUCGGUAAAUACUCCGGUGGUCCGUAGAGGGAAGUCAGAGCCGGUGUGUUUUGAAGAAAUCGGUCCGGAGAGUGAACAGUUGAACGCAUCUGGUGUGUUUUGGUCUUAAGACUACACGUUACUCUGAACACAACAUUCCUAUAUUCAAACAUGGUGGCAGUAUCAUGCAUGCUGCGCAUGCUUUUUUUUCCAGCAGGUCCAGGAAGGCUGGUCAUGGUUGAUGAGAGAUAAGUGGAGCUAAAUAUGAGACAGUCCUGAAAGGAAAUUUGUCAAAAGACUUGAGACUGGGGUGGAGGUUUACCUUCCAGCAGAAUGUAAACCCUUAACAAACAACCAGAGCUACAAUAGAAUGAUUUAGAUCAAGCAUAUUGACAUGUUAAAAGGAUCCUUCCAAAGUCUGCACCAAAAUCAUAUAUGUGACAAUUAAAAAUCACUGCUCACAGGUGCUCUCCACCCAAUCUGACUGAGUUUUGCAAAGAUGUGCAAAGCUGGUAGUAAUGUCCCAGAGGGGGAAAACAAUUUUUUUCCCCACAUGGACACUGCACUUCUUUAGAUUUCUACUAUAUCCUAUAUAGUAUCCUUUCUAUAUCCUUUCAUGCCACUAUAUAAUUGUGUUCUACUUUGUCCAUCACAUAAAAUUUGUGUAAAUUUACAUUGAGGACAAUGUAACGCGAGAACAUGUUACAAAGCUCAAAAGGCAUGAAUACUUAUAUAAUGCAAGAGAUUCUUGAGGGGAUGCAGUCAUAUAAUUGGCACAUGAAAGCCCCGAUGUAAACGUAUUUCAGUGCAUAUUUUAACUAUCCACAUCUGAUUCCUACUGCACAAAGCAAACCAUGGGGUGAACUGUGAAAAUGAUAAGUCAUCAGGUAGUGAAAGCACUACAGAAAAUUACCAUCCAGCAGCGAUGAGACAGAAGCGGUUAGUCAUGACCUCUUGAGGUUCCCCUCCUGUAUGUGUCAGACAUUUCAGCCUGCUCUGCUAUAUCGUUGCUUCUACUUCACAUCAUAAUGGAGUAAAAUAAAAUUCCUGCAUGUUUUUUUUCUUUUCUUCCUCAAAGUUUUAGAGGACGCUUCAGACGUCUGUGGUCCUGCAGUGCAAUUUGAGUUUGUCACUUUUAAGCAAUUUGCCAAACAAACCGUCACGUCUCGAUCCAACACUGGAGAGCUGCACCAGUCUGCAUGUUAAGUGGGUGUUAAACUCCAUCAGUAUGUCUGUCAGUGUCCUCUUCUCAUCUGCUGCUGAAGUCUGCUUUAUUUUCCACCCAAAAGCUUCAAGGAGAGUCGAAUCUUUUUUUUUGUUUUUGUAA
Messenger RNA from Fundulus heteroclitus (mummichog), 2955 nucleotides. It is a transcript of the gene ece2a, whose product is annotated as endothelin converting enzyme 2a. The coding region runs from base 1 to 705 and encodes 234 amino acids. Lineage: Eukaryota; Metazoa; Chordata; Actinopteri; Cyprinodontiformes; Fundulidae. The transcript is spliced from 3 exons. The record is from RefSeq and is a predicted model, not a curated record. Gene Ontology annotation, molecular function: S-adenosylmethionine-dependent methyltransferase activity.